AUGGCUACUCUAGAGACGCUGCCCGUUCUCAGUGACCCAACGUACCCCAUCCCAGAGAAUUUCCACAGUUUUUCCCCCCGGCCAUCCCAACCCAUCUCCCAGAGCACCAUGGGCAGCGUAGGCAGCGGCGUCGCCAAUGACCAGGAGUUCGCCAUGAAGAGCGUGGGGACGCGGACGCAGAGCAGCAGCCGGCAGACAGAGGGGUCUCGCAAUGGGUAUUCCACACGGGAGAUCUCCAACCGCUACUCCGGCGAGGAGAAGACAUACAAGUCGGAGAAGGUCUCCAAUUCCCUCUACAUCAACGGCGACCUGCGCAAGAGCGAGAAGGUGAAGAUGGAUAUCUGUGGGAACGUGACCACCAACAACGAGAAGAACAUGCCGCCACCUCCCCAAUACCGAGAGCCCAGUAACCCACCAAAGAUAUUGCCAAUCUCCGGCAAACUAGACCAGAGCAAUGAGCCCUUAGUUAGACCCUCAGCCUUUAAACCAGUAGUUCCUAAAAACUUCCAUUCCAUGCAGAACCUCUGCCCGCCACAGAGCAACGGGGUGACAGAGAACAGAAAGAGCUUGAACCAUGCCAACAGCAAUAGCCCAUCCGCACCCAAAAGUGGACUCGACAAGAGCAGCCUUAACAGGACUACAAACCAAGUGGGGGGCCUUUCGGAUUCAGGCCGUAAUUCGUUGACAAGCUUGCCCACCUAUGGGACAGGCUACAGCCAGCACGUUGGUCCAAUGAGCGCUUCCACCAGCCACAUCAACCGCAUCGGUACAACCUACGUGGACAAGAACAUCGUGGGAUACAACGGGAUAUCUACCUCAGACAGCGGGCGGUCUUCGAGCAAGAGCACCUCUUCGUUCAACAGACUGAACCAUCUCAAUGAAACAAUGCCUUUCCACUCGCCUUCAACGGACGAUAUCAUCCAAGACCUGGAAGACCGGCUGUGGGAGAAGGAGCAGGAGGUCCUCCAGAUGCGAAGGAACUUGGACAAAAGCGAGGCAGCCAUCUUCCAAGUGUUCGAGGAGAAGCAGAAGAUCUGGGAGAGGGAAAUGGAGGACCUGAGGCAAAACUAUGCCAACAAGUUGCAGCAGGUCUCCAAGAAGGCGCAGCGGGCUCAGCAAGCCUUGCAGCUCCAGAUCUUCAAGCUCCAGCAGGAGAAAAAAAAACUCCAAGAUGAUAUGGGACAACUCCUCCAGCAACGAGAGGAACUGGAGAAGAAAUUCGUGGCUUUCAAGAAAGAGCAGGCUGAGUUUCUCCCAAAGAUUGAAGAGACCAAGUGGGAGGUGUGCCAGAAGGCAGGUGAGAUCUCCUUGCUCAAGCAGCAGCUGAAGGACUCCCAAGCGGAUGUGUCCCAGAAACUGAACGAGAUCGUGGGACUGCGGACGCAGCUCAAGGAAGGUAAGAACUUCCUACGGGAGAAGGAGGAGCAGAUCCUCACCCUGAAGGACUCCUACAGCUCCAAGAGCGUCAACCUGGAGAUCUGCGAGAGCGAGCUGCAGCGCAAGAUGAGCGAGGUCCAAGUGCUGAGGGAAAAACUGAACCACUGUGAGCUGGAGGUCUCCAGCCUGAAGCGGACACUUGCCAGUGUGGGACCUCCGGGACCUUUUGGUGGGGACGCUGGGGAGAAGCUGCGGGACCCACUGGGCUGUGAGAGCGAUGAAGCCAAGAUGCAGCGGCAGAGCGAGGACAGCGUCAACACGCUGCGGAAGGAGGUGGAGCGGCUCCAGACGGAGCUGAAGCUGGAGCGGCAGCAGCGGGAGCAGCAAGUGAUGGACUUUGAGGAGGAGCGGCGCACGUGGCAGGAGGAGAAGGAGAAAGUCAUCAAGUACCAGAAGCAGCUGCAACUGAACUACGUGGAGAUGUACCAGAAGAACCAGCUCCUGGAGCACAAAGUGAAUGAGAUGAACACAAAGGCCACCAGCCCCCCGCACACCGAGGAGAAGAAACCAUGGACUCCCUCCAGACUCGAGCGAAUAGAGUCCACCGAGAUCUGA
Messenger RNA from Nestor notabilis (Kea), 1992 nucleotides. RefSeq names its product leucine zipper putative tumor suppressor 3 (gene LZTS3). Gene Ontology annotation, biological process: regulation of dendritic spine morphogenesis. The coding region runs from base 1 to 1992 and encodes 663 amino acids. NCBI's taxonomy places the organism in Eukaryota, Metazoa, Chordata, Aves, Psittaciformes, Psittacidae. The transcript is spliced from 3 exons. Gene Ontology annotation, cellular component: dendritic spine. The record is from RefSeq and is a predicted model, not a curated record.